This is a messenger RNA of Larimichthys crocea (large yellow croaker), 4161 nucleotides long. It is a transcript of the gene slc46a2, whose product is annotated as solute carrier family 46 member 2. Gene Ontology annotation, biological process: transmembrane transport. The record is from RefSeq and is a predicted model, not a curated record. The coding region runs from base 209 to 1549 and encodes 446 amino acids. Gene Ontology annotation, cellular component: membrane. Lineage: Eukaryota; Metazoa; Chordata; Actinopteri; Sciaenidae. Gene Ontology annotation, molecular function: transmembrane transporter activity. The transcript is spliced from 7 exons.
ACACACCUUCAUCAUGCAGGUCCUGCAGGCUGAGCACAUGGAGCAGUGGGCGUGAGAGACUUUUAUUUCCUCCUCGCUGCUUUAUUUUGAAACGCGCACACACUCUGUGGACAGAGGAGAGAGGACAAACUCGUUUCCACUCUGCAUAAAUUCAACAGCAGCCUGUUCUUCUCAUUCACUUUGAUUUUUGACUUUAAAAAGUGAAGUCAUGGUCCUGCCUGCUCUGUGUCAAACAGCCUUCGCGGUGCUCCGGCAGAUCGAGCCCAUUCUCGUGCUCGAACAGCUGGGCAGCACUCUCUUCGACACCGCCCUGCAGAUGGUGGUCAGGGACCGGUGUGUGAACGCCACAUACCCCGAUACCCACCUCUCCAGGGAGGACAGCCAACAGAAAGCCAUGACGGACUUCUACAUGACAUACAGCCUCAUCAUCCAGCUGACCCCGAUCCUGCCUGCGCUGCUCCUGGCCAGGUUAAGCGACCGUGGCUGGAGGAGAAUGCCUAUUGUGGUGCCCCUGAGCGGUUACUUGCUGUCCAGGUUGGCCCUGCUCCUGGUGGUCCUCCUCCAGCUCCCGCUGGAGGUGAUGUUCGGCGCGGCGGUUGUCUUCGGGCUGUCCGGCGGCUUCUCCGCUUACUGGCCCGGUGUCAUGACGCUGGCGUCGCUCAGCUCCACGAAUACUGACCGGUCCCAGAUGAUGAUGAGAGUGGAGCUGCUGUACGGGAUGGCAGGGCUGGUGGGCAGCCUGGCGUCGGGUCAUCUAUUCCUGCUGUACACCUCCACUUUGGGAAAUGGGACCAUCCUGCUCAUUGUGAGCACACUGCUGCACCUGCUCAGCCUCAUAUUCUCCAUAGUCCUGCUGCAGGUGAAACAACUGCCCAGCCAAGUCCCAGUAGAUGAGGACUGCCAAGUCUUUUCUCAGGCCUCCAGCGAUGUUCCUGUGGCGACUCCUGCUAGGAUAAACAGGGUGAACUUGGCUCUGCUGUUUGCAGCUGCUGUUCUGUACAGCGCUGCAGUGGGUGGAGCCAUUGAGAUACUGGGCGCCUUUGUGAUGAAAGAACCGCUCAGCUGGAGUGCCACUCAGGUGGGUUAUGGGAACGCUGCGGGCUGCAUGAUUUUUCUCACCAGUUUCCUCGGUGUCUUUGUGUUCCGUCGCUGCGUCAGCGAUGUGAUGCUCAUCCUGAUCGGCAUGGUGUCGUUUGCCUCGGGAAUCUUCUUCAUGUCCUUCGUCACAGAAACCUACAUGUUCUACCUGGCUCGCUCCCUCAACCUGUUUGCUCUCAUCCCGAUGCCCACUAUAAGAUCUCUGCUCUCACAGCAGGUUCCAGCAUCCUCAUGUGGCACCACUCUCACGUCCCUGCAGUUGUCUCUGAAGUUUGCUGGUCUGGCGUAUAUCCCUGCCUUUACUAAGAUCUAUCAGGGAACACUGGGCUGGUUCCCAGGCUUCGUCUUCACACUGUCCAGCAUUAUUACAGUACUGGGAAUGAUACCGAUCAGUAUCGUCGGCUGUAGAUCCCCUCAGCGGCGUCAUUACGAGAGGAUUCAGGGAGACUGAAGGCACCAACGUCAUUGCCAGCAGUGAGUUAGCGUUGGUAUGAGGCAAACGGGAACUGAGACUUGAAAUGGGCAAAAGGAGGACGUUGCCUUUAAUCCCACUUCUCUAAUGUUAACAGGCACUGCAGAAGCUUUUACAGGCUUUGGGUGUUACAGGAGGAACAGACGGCGUGUUUUAUGAGCAUUUUAUACUGAAUGAAGCCUACACACAUUCAUAUGUGCACAGAGCCAAGUGCACACAUGAAUGUUCAAGUUCAAAAUCUUUUGACUCAUCAACUGAAGCCACGUCCACGUCAACACACCCAAUGUGAUUUCAACAUAAUGUAGAUUUGUCAUUGGAUGUGUCAGAUAUAAAAAAAAGCCCCUUGUGAGCGCCAACUAUGGAGGAGCAUGAACUAAAAAAAUGAUUUAAAUAAGUUUCCUGUCGUGAACUGGCUCAAACUGGAUCCCAUUCAAUUCUCAGCCAUAAAUAUAUUGAUAUAUUAAUAGCAAUAUAUUUGAUAUGUCAAAACUAGACUCAUACAGGAUUAUAAAGUUUGACACAGCUUGGAAUUUAAAUUGAUAAAAAAUGAUCAUGUUCUGAGAUGUGUAGACUUACAUGGUGAAUUCUGAACCUGCAGGUCAGGAAACGCUGACAGAGAAAAUGAGAAGUAUGUUUUCAAAAUUACAUUUGUCGACAUCGAUUAUGAUUUCUAAUGACAACGUUUACAGUUGUAUGUGUUUAUUAAUUUUGCAUUUUAUUGUAAAGGACUUUGAACUGCACUAACCAAUAUGAAAGGUACUACACUGUCUCUAGUAUAUAUUUUAAUCUCAGUGUGUAUUAGCCUGUUGAUUAGCUUUAUGGUGGAUCUGAAAGGGAAGACAAUGCAGCUCGCAUUAUUUUUUAUUAUCAUUUUUACUCAAUGCAUUCAUUUAUUAGUGCACUUUUAUUUGUUGACAUUUUAAAAAGCACCACACAAAUGGGAUGUUGCCAAGGUUAUCACAACUAAGGUUCAAUUUAUGUUGGUGUAUAUUUUUCUUGAUUCCUGUUUGAGGUUUUUAAUUGAUCUGAAACUAACUAAAUGGAAUGUGUUUUGAAAUUCACUUUAAUUCUGUAAAUAAAAAAGGUGUGAAUAAUUUUGAAUGUUUUUUUUUAGUUUUGCAUUUCAUGUUUUCGUUACGUCUUCGCAAUGAUCAUUAUUAUUAUUACUAUGUGUUUUCAUCAAAUAUCUGCUUAUUUUUGUGCACCAACAAUACAUUUCAACCAGUGAAGACAAAUAAAAAAGUUACUGAAGAAAAACAAAUCAGACAUAUGAGCACACAAGUAUCAAAUGCACUCAUUCUUUGUAUUAUUGGUCCGAUAUAUCCAAAAAAAUUAUUUGAGGUAAAGAUAAAUUGCAUCAAAACGACAUCAAUAUACAAGCUUAUUUAUAAUUACAACAAGAUGUUAUUGACAUCCAAAUGUACAAUAAAAACUCUGAACGUAAACAGUACACACUGGGGAGGAAAAAAAAUAGAGACCAAAGCUAGAUUCACACAUUCAUAAAUCGUCUUGACUUUUAGCCUUUCGCACAGGUUUGAUUGGUCAGUUUUAUCCUGCGCUGCAAAUCAGACCUUCUCUUCAUGUGUGACUGCGUGAAGAAGACAGGAGGAAAAGACGGGGACAUUUGGCUUAGAAACAUUUGAUUUGUACAUUAAAGAAGAGCAAAAAUCAGGUCUCUUUACAGACUUGUACGAUGGCAGCCAUCAACGUCUGUUUGCAGACGACGCCUUUCUUAACGUUUCAGAACCAAGUUUCCAAAAUGAGACAUAAAAUGUGUCUCAACCAACUCCACACCAGACACUUGUUUUUUUUGGCAACUGCAAGAAAGCAAAUUUAGUUUUUGUUUAAUAGUGGAGCUAUGUAUAUAGUGCAAAACAAAUCAGCAGGCACACAGUAUAAGAUGGGAGAUUUUACAAUGGCUAUGACUAAGAAGUAAACUAGAGAACUAUUGUUGGGCUUCCAAUGAGCAUCAAAAAUAAAAUGCUUCAUUCCUCACAUCUCCAAAAUCCCUUGUAUAAUGUUAUUGUAAUCUUAACAUGCUCUCUGGAAACCUAACAAUGAUCUCCUUCUUUUAUACAAAAAUAGACUCAGCUGCACUAUAUAAUUCAGCUGCACAUUGGGGUAUAUUGAAUAUACAGUAUAUUGCCAUUAGAGCAAAAAGAAAUUUCAGUCCGGAUGAUCCCUUGUGCAUGCUCAGGUCUCGCCACUUCAUCAGGUCGGUACAGUUACUUCAUUUACAUAAAAUAGCAGGAAAGUCUACAAAUACACCAAAAUAAUAAUAAAGAGAAAUCACUACCAUGAUUCACACAGUGCUCAGUGGUAAACAGACAGGUACUGAUCUGAUUCAGUUAAUAAAAUAGAACUAAAAGGAAAGUGUGAUCAAAGUCACUUUUGUUUUUUAUCAUGUUCGCUAUUUUUCUUAUUCCUUCGUCCUUUUAGUCGAAUGUUUAUUUUUGCAAGACAAUAUGGAAAUUGUGUCAAGCUCAGUGUGCUGAUAUGAAAUGGUGAACAGAUUUUUUCUUAUGUAAAACUUAACAGUCUGAUAAAACAAUCUGGUUUGAAAGGUGCCCUGUGUAAUUUUCUUGUAAUAA